UGUCGAUUGACGGAAAAUUUUCAUUAUGGUGCACUGUUUACGAUUCGUGGUAGAAAAGAUGUGAUUUUUCCUAAAAUUAACGAUUGUGCUCAGUUCCAAAGAGAGUCUUUAUGAAAUCUCACGGUGUUGGUAGAAGCGGAAGACGAGCUUUAUCCAUCUGUAAAUUAUCCGGAUUAUGAGAAAAGUGUGAAUCAAGUGGCAUUAAGAUGAUGAGAUACUCAGAGAUCCCCCAUGAUUUUUCAUCGGAUAGUCUUCAUUUUGCAGAGAUCACUGAGGAACAGAUGUUUCUAAACACUCGCGACGAAUCACCUUCUAGUGACUUGUCAUCCCAUAGUGGACCAGCUCUACCACUAAUUGGAAGCUCUGGAUCUACGGAUAAAAAGUUUACAGAUUACUCUCAAAUAAAACAUCAUACUCUAUCGAGGGAUCCACGGGUGAAGAAGCUCUCAUUGGGAUGCAGUAAUACCACUCUUGGUAGUUCUGGUGGACACGAGUAUGGCUACAUUAAUCAUGGCCUCAUUACGUCGAAAAAGUCCAACAGUCUACCAACGAAUUCAACAAUUCAAGAAUUUGAUACACAAACAAUGAGCGCUCUUCGGCUAUCACCAGAAGACAUUGCUAGCCAAAUAACUCUUUUGGACUUUCCGAUUUUUGCUGCCAUUCAACCGGAUGAGCUAACGAGUUGUGCGUGGACGAAAAAGAACAAGAUCACUGUGACGCCGAAUAUCGUGGCAUUUACAAAGCGCUUCAAUCACACAAGCUUCUGGACUGUUCAGGAAAUUCUCAAUGGUGCAACACCCAAAAUCCGUGCUGAACUCAUUGGACACUUUAUUCGUGUGGCAAAGAAGUUGCUUGAACUCAAUAAUCUGCAUUCCCUAUUUGCCAUUGUGUCUGCUCUGCAAAGUGCUAGCAUUUACCGACUAGUUAAGACUUGGGCAUGCCUCAGUCGCAAGGAAAAGCAGACUUUUGAUCGACUUGCCGAUAUUUUCAAUGAUCGCAAUAAUUGGGCUAAUUUGAGGGAAUACUCUGAAAGUCUGCGAGUACCAUGUAUCCCAUAUAUAGGACUCUUUCUCACCGAUCUCAUCUACAUUGAUCUGGCUUUCCCGCAUAAGGGCAGUGGUUUGGAGCCUGAACAACGCAAGACUCAGAUGAAUAAUAUCUUGAGGGUAAUCUCGAAUUAUCAAGGCUCAGACUAUGGGCACAUCCCUGUCAUGACACAUGUUCAAAAGUACCUACAAAGUGUGAGAUUCAUUGAGGAGCUCCAGAAUAUUUUUGAGGAAGAUCAAUACAAAAAAUCCCUCAAAUUGGAGCCAUCAUCAUCUGUGCCUAGUUCUUCAUCUUGUUGUAUACCAUCAAAGGAGCAAAGGACACACAGUGUGGAUUCUGUGGCUAUUGCUUCGUUAAAUCUCUCUCCGGCUAAAUCUGUCUCUGCCACGAGAUCUUCUAGUGCGGCUUCUUCAACGGCAAAAUUCGUUCCGGGUCAUAGGAAAAGUCGGAGUCUUGGAACAAAAUGUCGUAGUACGAGUUUACCACGGAAUUUUCAUCAACAAGAAUGUGCUUGUUCGGGGUUUUCUGUGGCCAAAACUCUUCCAACAAACUCAUGCAAGUGUCGCAUCUUCAGUAAAACAUGCCAAAUAGGUGUGACUCCGAUGACAAAUUCCUGUUCUGAAUCUCUCGACGCACCUUCGUAUUCUCAUCUAUCGAGGCAUCUUUUGGAUGAUUCAGUACUGGAGGAUAAGGCACUUCCAGAUGCAAUAUCAACGGGCAGUUCAGAUGGGGUUUUUGGUACAUUCGACAUGGAUAGUGAUACCACACAUGAAUCUCUGGAAUUCCAGGGUUGCAUCCGUCGUAAGACUGUACUGAAGGACGGAAGGAAACCUGCUGUGGCUUCUUGGCAGCGGUAUUGGUUGCAAAUCUGGGCUAAUUCCCUUGUUUACUUUCCACCGAAAUCUUUUAAAGGUAACGAGAGGAGCGAUUUUAAACAAGAACCAUGCAAAGUAUGUCCUUUGGAUGGCUGGUGUGUUGAGCAAGUUGAAAAUAUUCAGCAAGCUAAUACGUUCCAACUAGUUAAUGUGGCUACGAGUACAAUCUACAAAUUUCGCACAAGCUCACCAAAAUUCACAGCACUGUGGCUUGAUUCGCUAAAUCGAAUCUCAAGGCAAGAUGUUGAGAAGCAACUUCCGGUGAAUUUAAUGUCAUUUGAAUAAAAGAAUCUCUCUUUGUUUUUCAUAAAACAAGUAUUACAUACAAGAGUGUUUUUUGUAUCAUUGGAUAAUUUUAAGUUUUUACCUUCACUCAGAACUAUGUUGUAUAUAUACAAAACACUACCAUACAUAUGUAUAUUGGAAAGAAUCCUUUAUCGAAAAAAAAGUGUCAUAAUCAGUAGAUUGAAUGGAAAAAACAAUAAAGUUAUGCUGAUCUUGAUGAAAAAAUAAAUAAAUCACGCCUAACAUUUGUGCAAGCUUUGACAUACAAUUUCAAAAUGAAUUUUAGAUACCUAAUGGAGUAAUCUCUAAUAAAUCUACUACCGGAAGACUGAAUGUAUCUCUUAUCUCACUUUCCACAUAAAAUGCAUUAUGUACCUAAAAAAAAAUAUGUAGCAUAUCCAUGACUUUAUUCAAAAAUUGAUUUUCUCAUUAAAUUAAUACUGAAAUUUUAUGUAUAGUUAUGAGUUUUGAUUUUUUAUUAUGUUACAAUAACUUUACAAAAUAAAUGUACAAUGUGUGCAGAAAAUUUAAA
Lutzomyia longipalpis is the source of this 2739-nucleotide messenger RNA. RefSeq names its product ras-specific guanine nucleotide-releasing factor RalGPS1 (gene RalGPS). Bases 207 to 2207 code for a protein of 666 amino acids. Gene Ontology annotation, biological process: Ras protein signal transduction; positive regulation of GTPase activity. The record is from RefSeq and is a predicted model, not a curated record. NCBI's taxonomy places the organism in Eukaryota, Metazoa, Arthropoda, Insecta, Diptera, Psychodidae. Gene Ontology annotation, cellular component: plasma membrane. The transcript is spliced from 8 exons. Gene Ontology annotation, molecular function: guanyl-nucleotide exchange factor activity.